This is a messenger RNA of Mugil cephalus (flathead mullet), 1366 nucleotides long. Its product is annotated as zinc transporter ZIP1-like. NCBI's taxonomy places the organism in Eukaryota, Metazoa, Chordata, Actinopteri, Mugiliformes, Mugilidae. The coding region runs from base 114 to 1046 and encodes 310 amino acids. Gene Ontology annotation, biological process: zinc ion transmembrane transport. Gene Ontology annotation, molecular function: zinc ion transmembrane transporter activity. The transcript has 3 exons. Gene Ontology annotation, cellular component: plasma membrane. The record is from RefSeq and is a predicted model, not a curated record.
CCUGGUCCUGGUCCUGGUCCUGGUCCUGGUCCUGGUGCCGGUCCUGGUCCUGGUGCCGGUCCUGAUCCUGAUCCUGGUCCUGGUCCUGGUCCUGGUCCUGGUCCUGGGUGAAGAUGGCGCCCGUGCUGCAGAUGAACCGUGCGGACGUCCCGUCUCUGGAGAUCAAACUGGGAGCUCUGGCCGUGCUUCUGUCCGUUACUCUGAUCUUUGGAUUCAUCCCGUUCUGCAUCAUCCGAGGAGCCGGACGCUGCAACGUGGACCCAGACGUCCGUCGCUUCCUGCUCAGUCUGAUCAGCUGUUUUGCUGGAGGAGUUUUUCUGGCUACCUGCCUCCUGGACCUGCUUCCUGAUUACCUGCAGGGCAUCACCGAGGCCUUCGGCAACGCCGGCAUCACGCUCCACUUCCCUCUCCCAGAGUUCAUCAUGGCGAUGGGUUUCUUCCUGGUUCUGGUUCUGGAGCAGAUCGUUCUGGCCUUCAGGGAACAGUCCUCCUCCUCCUCCUCCUCCUCCUCCUCCUCCUCCUCCUCUCAGGGGGAGGAGCGCCGUGCCCUCCUGGCAGACUCCUCUGGCCCCGCCCCCAUGGAGACGGAGUCGGUCCUGAGGGCCCUGGUCCUGGUCCUGUCUCUGUCGGUCCACUCUGUGUUUGAGGGUUUGGCCGUGGGCCUCCUGGAGGAGGGGGAGGAGGUGCUGGAGAUGGUGCUGGCCCUGGUGAUCCAUAAGAGCGUGGUGGCCUUCAGCCUCUCCUUCCAGCUGAUCCGAGGCCGCCUGCGCCGCUCGGUGGUGGCCGCGUGUCUGCUGGCCUUCGCCGCCAUGUCUCCCCUGGGCGUCGGGGUGGGCGUGGCCCUGAUGGCGAGCAAGGCGUCGCCACGGUUACGGCUGGCGCGGUCCACGCUGGAGGGGCUGGCGGUGGGGACCUUCUUCUACGUCACCUUCAUGGAGAUCCUCCCCCACGAGCUGUCCUCCCCCCGGGGCCGCCGCAUCCCCAAGAUGGCGGCGCUGCUCGGGGGCUUCACCACGGUGACCGGCGUGCUCUUCAUCAGGCUGUAACCACGGCGACACAAGCAGAGUCUGGAUGAACUCUGGUGUCAUUAAGAAGCUGAAGUUACUGAAACGACUCCUCAUGUUCUUCUCUGGUGUAAACUCAUCUGUACCAGGGUCCAUUCAGUUUCUCUUUGUUUCUAGAAGUCGUUUUGAGACGUUUUCCUCUGUGACUACAAUGAAUUUAUUUUUCUAAUGAAAACUGUUUUUUUUUUUUAAACUACAUUAAACUUCUGAAAAUGUUUUGUACGAUUUAUUGAUGACUUCCUGUUCGCUCCUUCUAAAUAAAGGUUUUAAUGAUUGGAGUUUGGAAUAAAAUAUAAAGAUGA